Messenger RNA from Carassius auratus (goldfish), 2785 nucleotides. RefSeq lists its product as uncharacterized. Lineage: Eukaryota; Metazoa; Chordata; Actinopteri; Cypriniformes; Cyprinidae. The record is from RefSeq and is a predicted model, not a curated record. The transcript is spliced from 6 exons. The coding region runs from base 621 to 2768 and encodes 715 amino acids. Gene Ontology annotation, molecular function: zinc ion binding.
GGCGAAUCUCUCCUGGUCUCAGGGCAGAUGUGGUCCGAGGGCAGGACGGCGAAUCUCUCCUGGUCUCAGGGCAGAUGUGGUCCGAGGGCAGGACGGUGAAUCCCUCCUGGUCUCAGGGCAGAUGUGGUCCGAGGGCAGGACGGCGAAUCUCUCCUGGUCUCAGGGCAGAUGUGGUCUGAGGGCAGGACGGUGAAUCCCUCCUGGUCUCAGGGCAGAUGUGGUCCGAGGGCAGGACGGUGAAUCCCUCCUGGUCUCAGGGCAGAAGUCAUUUUUCUGUUCUCAGGGCAACAUAGUUGGACAAAAGGGAGUCAGCUGUCUUCUCUGGUCUCAGAGCAGAAGUCAUAUUUUUUUAUGUAUUAUUUAGUAUAUUAGCAGUUUGUAUAAUAUGCAGCGCUGCCUGGAAGACUUUAUUGAGGGCUCAAAUUUCCAUCAAGCGAAAAAGUCGGGGGUGAGAUAAAUGCAGCCAAGACUUGUAAAAUAGAAAAGAGAAGAUGAAAAAACUUAUUCUUCUUCUUCGACUAUGUUAGUUAAAUAUUUAUCAGGACCGAUCAGUUUGAUGUUUAGCCUGUGUUUCUCCAAAAAUCUUUGUUCAAGUAUAGUGUCUUUUCUAAUUUCAGAAUAUGGCGACACAUUGGGUGAAUGGUGUUAAAAAACGGUUGAAGAAGCCACAUGACUCCAGGGUCAACCAAGAUGUUGUUGUCAUUAGGGGGGAUGCCAAGGAGUUCAUGGAGGGUUACAUUAAAGAAGUGCAGGAGAAGGAGCAUUGCUACUUCAGACCCCCAGUCUGCCGCCGGCAGGACUAUUAUUACUAUGGCUGUGACCGUGGGAAUCACGCUGCAGGCAAAAGUAAUGGAGAAGCCACACAAACUCGGGCCAAUUCUUGCAAGGCAUACAUCUCUUUCAAAGUCAUCACAGAUGCCGGAAUAUCAGGUGCCAUAAUCCAAAAGAUGCUACAGCACACUGGCCAUGACGAGGCUAAUUCUAAAGAGAAAAACCGCAUCCACCCAGACCUGCAUUCGCUCAUUGAAAUAUGGUUUCAACAGGGUUGUUCUACUUCUGAGAUCUUAAUAAAAAGCUAUGAUUGGGCUCAACAAAAUGGGCAUUUGGACAAAAAAGACCGCCGGUUUUACUUAACCCCUAAUGACAUUAGGCUUUUAAAGAAAAACCUCAGAGGUGUGGGUGACAGUGAUUCUGUCAGUGUGGACCAUUUGGUUUCCAUGGAACUCAGAGACAACAUCUGUUUUUAUCAGCCACUUCACAAUGAACAACCAUUCAUUUUAGUUGUACAAACACCAUUUCAAAAACAACUUUUGGAAGAGAACCCUCAUCCAAUGGUUUUCAUGGAUGCUUCAUACAAAGGCAUAACAGCCUACGGGUAUGCAUUUUAUGCACUGUUAUUGAUAAACAAAACUGGAAGAGGCGUGCCAUUUGCCUAUUUUAUCCUGAGCAAGGAAACUACUGCAACAGUAAGCCUCUGCCUACAGAAGCUUCAAGUGAGUAACCCAAGCUUCUAUCCAAGGUCAGUGAUGAUGGACCGUGACUUGAGAGUGCUUAAUGCUAUUAAAAGCAUUUUCCCAAAUGCAAAGCUUCUCCUUUGUUGGUUCCAUGUGCUUCAGGCUGUUAACCGGUGGCUUGUGAAGACAGAUGGAGGUCACCUGACACCUGAACAAAGAAAUGUGGUCAUUCAUGCCAUGGCAUCAAUGAAAGCAUGUCUGACGGAGGAAGAGUUUCUCAAUGUAUCUGCCAAGAAGUGCAGUGAGAUCGACACCUUUUUGGGUAGUCCCCAUGUAACAACUUAUCUGAAGACAAAUUGGUUUACCUAUGCGGAGCUGUGGGUAAACUUUGGCAGAACGUUCUAUCACUGCAGCAGUGAGACAAACAACAAGGCUGAAAGAUUCUUCCUUACGUUGAAAUACCAGUUCCUGCGAGGCCAGGCAAACCGAAGAGUCGACCAACUUCUGCUUUUGCUAUGUGGAGAUGUAGAAAAGUAUUACAGCUACAUGGAUGGACUCAGCGAAGCAGGACGACUGACAUUAUCCAGCUCUACUGCUCACCAGGCUGCUGCGCUGCUGUUUAAAAAUGGUGUUGGCAAAGAUUUGGACAUAGAAGCGGGGCAGUGCUUUGUGCCGUCACAGUCGACCAACACAGCCUACAAAGUUAACUUGUUACACUUCACGUGUGAAUGCACCAAUUUCCGGAUGGGAAACAUAUGCAAACAUCUUCUCUUGGUGAAGAUGGAGGUAGGCAGGAGAGGUAUUGACAUUGAAAAAAUGCGGAAUAAAAAAGCGCUAGAAAUCAUCAGCCUCCGUCUCUACCAGCAGACUGAAGAUGAAAUAACCAUCUUCAAUAGUGAUGGGACUAUGAGUAUUGUGAAUAGGAAAACUCCGACUUUGUGCACAUGCAUUGCUAAUAGUUUUGGAGAAAGAUGUGUUUGCAUACAUGUCACGCAUGUCCUCAAGCCUCAAGACAUUCUCACAGACCCCAAAGAAAAUGCACCAGUGUCUGAAGCCUCCCAUGGGAAUCCUCCCAUACAGUCCAUGUUAUCAGACCUACUAGAGUGGAGCAAGUCCGAAGCAUUUGAACAUACCCCUGAACUGUACAAUACCAUCCAAAGAGCACACAAGCUGGCUUUUGGAAAAUUCACUGCUGUGUCCAGAAAAAGGAAAAUUACCCCUUUACAUGGUUACCGUAAAAAAAUUAAAAAAGCUAGACUGCAGAGAGCAGUAGUUGAGAACUUUAAAAACAAAAGAAGAGCAAGAAGAACUUAAUUCUGUUAUUCUGGAGG